Gekko japonicus is the source of this 676-nucleotide messenger RNA. RefSeq names its product thioredoxin domain containing 17 (gene TXNDC17). NCBI's taxonomy places the organism in Eukaryota, Metazoa, Chordata, Lepidosauria, Squamata, Gekkonidae. Gene Ontology annotation, cellular component: cytosol. Bases 75 to 452 code for a protein of 125 amino acids. The record is from RefSeq and is a predicted model, not a curated record. Gene Ontology annotation, molecular function: protein-disulfide reductase [NAD(P)H] activity. The transcript is spliced from 4 exons.
CGCCGUCGCGUAGGAGGUAUGGCUUUUCUUUGCCUACCUUGGUGGCGCUUCCGCCUUUCCAGUUUGCCUUCGUCAUGAGUUGGGAAGAGGUGUCGGUACGAGGCUAUGCGGAAUUCGAACAGGCGUGCCGGGAGCAGCAGCGGCGGGGGCGGCGAGUCUUCGCCUACUUCAGCGGCGACAAGGAUUCGGCUAGUGGCGCCAGCUGGUGUCCGGAUUGCGUGAAGGCGGAGCCGAUUGUGCGAGCUGAGCUCCCUAAUAUGCCGGAAGCAUCUGUAUUCAUUUACUGCCAAGUAGGAGACAGACCCUACUGGAAAGAUCCCAAAAAUGAGUUCAGAAAGAAUCUUAAGCUCACUGGAGUGCCUACAUUACUUAAAUAUGGAACUCCUCAGAAGCUGGUGGAAGAAGAAUGUUUUAAAUCAGAGCUCGUGCGUAUGCUGUUCACAGAAGACUGAAUUCAUUUUGCAUUCAUCAUGAUGCUGCUACCAUCUGUUAAGCUGCUCAAAGCACCCUGAAGGGACCAUGCUCACAUCUUUGCUUCUGUGCAGUCUCUGACACUCAUCUAUCUGUAUUUAAGUAAAGCAGUGCUCAAAUGCUGGGGAAGAAGUAUGGUGUGGGGCCUCAUGUGAUCUGGAAAUGGGUUGAUUUAAAUAAAUGCGUAGCGACAGAUUGGAUUCAU